CAUGCAACCUUUGAUAAAAUUCCAUUUAGCUACUAUUAAUAAUAACUUAUGACUAAUCUCUUUUGCCAUCUGCACAUAUGUAAGAGUACCCAUAUUUCCCUCAUGGUCAUUUUUGCGAUAUAAUGACAAGUGGUAGACCUUAUUUCUAGAUCAGAUAUCCAACCAAUGGUGGAUGUGUUUGCUUCUGAUUGCACAUAUCGUAUUUUGUUUCUGCUUUUACAUUGGCUCAUACACGAAUGUGGUGCAAAGGCUUGGCAAGGUCGCCAUCGACGAGCGGCUGCUGGGUUUGGCAAAGCAGGCGGUGCUCCGGUCAGGGUACCUUGUCAUGGAAAUCAUCAUUAGUGAUGAGAAGGUUGACAUUAUGACGGAAGAUUUCGACAGGUUUUCCUCCAUCAUCAGGAGGGUGGAGAGCUUGCGCAAGCUCGGUAUGGUCACAGAUCAUCAUCUCUCGCUCUUGCAACCCACGCUUAUUUUUCUCUACCAGAUUUAGUAGAUGAUUUAGGGGUUAGAAAAGAAAAGCAUAUGGUCUACCUAAAAGAAUAGCGAAACAAAUGGAGCGUUUUGUUUUUAAUGGAUUUAGAUUUACUUAAAUAGUAAUGUAUGAAUCCACCAUUUAUUACUGUAUGAAAGUGGCACUCUUCAAGAACCAACUAUGUCUAGGUGCUCAGACAUGAGAUAUGGUAUCAGCAUACAUUAUUUAUGUUUCAUGAAAUCAUCAUAGCUUUAUCUUAAAAAAUUUAAGCCAGUUUCAUGACGGCACGUCGCUAGCAACAAGCUAUAGAGCAAAUUACAUAGACAUGUCGUAGAAUUACAAGCAUGAGCGUAAAUUUAAUUUUCUGUCAAAUAUCUUAUGGUUUUUCCUUGUUUUAUUUUAGGGUUUCUGAAGUUUCUUCAGUUCUGCAUCAUAUAGUAGAAUGUGGUUAA
Lolium rigidum is the source of this 924-nucleotide messenger RNA. RefSeq lists its product as uncharacterized. The coding region runs from base 173 to 490 and encodes 105 amino acids. The record is from RefSeq and is a predicted model, not a curated record. The transcript has 2 exons. NCBI's taxonomy places the organism in Eukaryota, Viridiplantae, Streptophyta, Magnoliopsida, Poales, Poaceae.